Messenger RNA from Candidula unifasciata, 186 nucleotides. The record is from the annotation of a GenBank genome assembly. Lineage: Eukaryota; Metazoa; Mollusca; Gastropoda; Stylommatophora; Geomitridae.
AUGAACGAUAAGAAUGAGUUGGAAUGGGAAGUUGACCGAGACAUGCUGCAGAGACAUGCAGUGACGGUCAUGGAAGGUCUUGGGGCAGCCGUGGAGAGUCUAGAUGAUUCUGACUUCCUCAACAGCGUCCUAGUGUCCAUUGGACAGACUCACGUGAAGAGAAACGUCAAGCCACAGAUGUUACGG